AAUGAUUUUAAUCAAGACCAUCUUUCAAAUGUUUAUGUGAUUUGCACAUAGAAGUCAAGUAAAAACCUACAUGUAAAAUAACUAUGUGUUUUUUCAGAUAGAUUUUAAAUGAUUUCUGUGUUCAGUGCAGAGCUACUUUCAGUACCGAACACUGAUCUAUGAAACAGACAAGGGUGAAUGACAACUACGACUGACGUUCCUCGGCCCGAUGAUGUGGAACGCAGUGUACGAUGGAGUAUUGAAGCUGAACCUUCUCAGAGAUGUAACGAUUUUCGGUUUCGCGGAUAAUGUUGUAACGAUGUUACAGAUAGAGCCUGUUGAAUGGCUGAAGUUGCUCGAUCACGCUAAUGUGUAAAGCAGCAAUAUUUAGCCCUUGUGUGACGGUAGCGCUAUAUGCGACUAAUAGUCGAACUAUUGCACCUCUUAGUCGCGAGAAAAAAAUGCAUCAGGUGGUACUCAUGGUCAUAUCUUUAAAAAAAUCUUUGGACAUGAUGAGUCCGCGAAUUGGUGUUGGUGGGAAUGCGAAUAGUUGAUGGGUGAAAUAGGAAAAGAUUUCUAUGGUCGGAAUAGCUAUUCUUUCUCGAUUCGUUCGGCGUACCAGUAAGACGGCUUUAAGCUGCGAAAAAAGUGAAGUUAGGAGAAGCUAUCGGUUAGAAGUAACGGAAUACCGUUCGAAUUCGUUACAUCGAGAAAAAGAGAAAAAAAAGUGGAAGUUAACAGGCCCAUGUGCGGGAUAGUGUAGCUCCUUUUAUGAAAUCCUACACAGUGUUAAGGACCGCCAAUUAAGUCCAGCACUUAAUAGCAAUUUUUCUCGAGGUUCAGGAUCCUUCAAGCGAAGGUGUUCCGUCCGGGUGCUAUAGCAUCCAAGCAGGAGUAGGGGAUAGCGACCAGCCACGCUGUCUCUGGAGACGUUCCCGAAGCCUGCCGGCUUGUAGCCUAGCUCGCCGUCGGGCCAGUGUUCGACUCCCUCGCCCUGCGGGCCACCCAAAGAAGAACCACGCCUUUGGAGCUGAUUCACCGGCCACCACAAGUCGGGCAUCAGCCACAUAGCCUCGAAGCAACACCCUCUAGAGAGGCAGGAAUCAAGCGUCGUGAUCACGAUCAGCCGAUUGAGCCGCCGGCACGGAAUGAUAAGUCGGUAUUUUCGCCGCCGCUCAGCAUAGCAGUUAGUCGAGACACUGACAGCAUCGGUGUCAAUGUGGUAACAACGAUUACAGCCGCCUCGCCUCAACUCUGAAGGAAAUCACCGUGGACGAAUAAGGUCAGAUCUGAACAUUGUAAAAACUUUUGUAAAUAUAGCAGUAAGAAAUAUCAAUGGUGUUGUUAGAAUACGUUUAGUGCCAUAGAGAAGUUUAAAAUCCAAGCGCUUGGAAAUAGAUAGUGGUAUAGGUCGGUUUAGUAGAGUUCUACGGGUAGAACAGUGAUCGAUGUUAACCCCUUCAAGCCCAAAUACAGUUUUAUGGUAUUACCGAGAAGAAAGAGAGAGUAGUUAUUUGGUGGGGUGUAAAUCGAUUCAUGAUUACCGUCUUCCAAGGUUUUUUUUCACGAUAUUGGUGUUGGGUGUCAGCUGAUGUGUUCGCGGAGUAACUAGGGAAGUAAUUCGGGGUAUUUGAUGGACUCGCCCUGAGUCUCGCCGGGCAAACGAAAUCUUGCUGCUUCACAUACAAUUGGGAUUCAUCCCGUUGUUUGGCGCGAAGUGAAGGCAGUUUCAACCCCUGAAACACGGUUCCUUUAGUGACCUGUUACAAUGUGAUGUUCCAAGUAAUCGGAGAAUCACUAGAAGAGCUGGAGGCACUCGCCACGGAGACGAUUGCCCAUCAUAAAACAGAGUUGGUGUUUGUGAAUGUCCGAACUGUUUUCUAGAACGGAAUCGCGUAUUACCUGUAGGACAGUUGAAACCUGAAAGAGGUAGAGUCAAAGAUUGCUUGGAUUAACUACAUAUGUUGUCAUUUACGAUGAGUGCUAGUGCACAGUGUGAUUCCGUACACUAAGGCAAAACUCAUAGCGAAAUUCAUAAGAUUUAUCGUAUGAUGAAUAGAAAAGUAACAAAACUAUUUUUUCAUAAGAUUAAUAUGCAAAUACGACUUAACAUUUUAUAAGUUAUUGCAUAUGCCAGUAGUACGAAUUUCAUACGAGCAUUUUAUGAUUCUAAUAAAUAUAAGAGAAAUGUAUAAUAUUGUCUUAUGAUAAUUCAAAGAUACCCUAUGGAACAUGUAAUCAUAGCAAACCGAUUUAACAAAAUAAAUGCCGUUUCAUAAGAUAAUCUUAUGAUUUACAUACGUGCUACUUGUGGCUAAAAAUUAUACGAUAUUCCUAUGAAAUUCGCUGUAUUUUUUGCCUGAGUGUAGAUGUCCGGUAUGGAAUGCAUUGUAUAUUUAGAGCUCUUAAGUAACCCACCAGGUGUUGACUAGGAGCCGAAAGACAGCAACAGGCGAAAAUCGCGGUCGGAGAACAUAUCAUCGACUCGAGCUUUUAAAGUCAUGACGAUUAUGCUAAGGGAAGACUAUGAGAGUAACCACAGCUUUGGUUGAGGCGCUAGUAUACCGGGCACCACAAACCAUCUGGAAUCGCCGGACCGAAGCCCGUGAGCAGACUAGUUACACCGUCAGGAACUAGAUCGAGUGAAGCGCCAGCGGUUGGUCGUCGAGUUUUCAGCGAACCGGAAGCAGCGAACCAGAAGCUACGCUUCAUCCGGUAUCGCCGAACCAACAUCGCCAAGUACCGGUUGGCCAUUUCAGUAGCAUUUAUGGACUAUCCGAGUAGAUUGCGACAAAACUAGGAGCUAAAUGACUCACGCAACGGGCAUCGGUAUCGGGAGAAAUUCCGCCGCCGAGAAAUAAAUGACUCACUGAGAUGACUCGCGUAAACAGGAACUAAAUGGCUCACAGAAACGGGAGCCAAAUGGCUCACAGAAACGGGAGCCAAAUGGCUCACGGAAGUUCCCAACUGCGAUUAACCGAAUAGGUGUUCGGAGCUAAACGGCUCGAAUGUAUGCUCUAUUGUAUCAUUUUGUCAUAAUUUGUCCUGGACAAUAUAUAAUCAUUUUUAUACAAAGACAUACCUUAAGUACCACCAUUAAAGCUGAAAUAGAUUGUUAAAAUCAUGUAAAUGGAACAAGCGAAAUGGAAAUUUCAACAAAAGAACAUUCUAUUCGAAAUAUCUCGUGAUUUCGAUCUUGUACAGGGUAUCUAUCUUCGGAAAACCUGUUCGGAAGAUCAAGAGCUGUGAAAGACCAAAUAGUUUUCGACUCUACCACUAGAUAGUGCCAGUGAUCAUGCUAUUUUUUGAGUUCACUGUAUCUCAAGACCGAAUCAGUCUCCCCACGCUUUGAUGCAGUCUCGUGGGGCAGAAGGAAGGAAGAAAAUUAAGGACUGUUUUAAGUGGUUAUGCACGAAAGUGAGUCACAGCCAUUGUCAAUGCACUUUUGAAACUUUUCAACUUUACUAUAAUAAACACACUUAUAGACAUUUUCACAUCGACGAACUGAAUCUAGUGAUACAUGACACUCGACACUCCGGGUCUUGACAAGUCGAGUUUCAGAGUAAUUGCAUUCCUUAUAUGAAAAAGACAAAUAUGAACUGAUGAUUCCUAUACGUUUCAUAAAUCCAUACGACUGCACAACAAGAUGGGGGAAAAUGUAAGUAUUUUGAAGAUGUACACGGAACAGAGCCAAAUCACUAUCAUAUACCACAAAACAAAUCUACAAAUUUUCAAACAGAAGCAAUAAACCAAAUCUGCCGUUUCCACUAGAGCUCGAAAAAUUUAUGCACAGAAUGUACGUUCGCCAGUCCAUAUGUAAAAUGCUACAAUCCUGUUUCUGUACAUUGUUAUCAAGCAGGGUCAUCUUUGACCAAUUUUCAUGCUUUUUGUGUAAAGUCGGUCCAUGUGCCACAACAACGGUACGAAAGCUAUCCAAGCAACCAAAAGUUCGAAUAAUAUCUAAAAGUACUCCUUAAUGUUCAUAUUAAGUUAUUAGUGAUCAUUCAAGCUUUUAUUGGGAAUUUAGAAACAGACUAAACCGCUAUUAGAAAUUGUACUGUUCGGAAAAUUAUUUAAAACGAAAAACUUAACCAUCCCUUUCUUAUAUGAACUUUCGAUCGAUUCAAUAAAGUUUGCUUGAAUUGCUUUAGUAAAACAACCCCGCUAUCCGAAAACACCCUGCGGAAACGUCCACGAGAACGAUCGCAGGAAAAUGUAAAAUGAAAAAAAAAAACUUUUUUUGUUUUAAUAAAAAUAAAUAUUUAUUUUUUGUUUGCCACCCCCUUCAGAAAAAAAUUGUACUUGAACAUAAUUUUUAAAAAAGAUUUGUAAUGACCUUAUUUGUCUUUGAUUGAAGCAUAAACGAAUCUGAAAUGUGUAGGGCUACGAAGUAAAAAGGUUGAGAAUCGCUGCGUUACGAUAAGCAAGUAUCGUACAAUUUGUUGCAUGCAAGCUCCGCUUGAUAACAAUAAUAUUCUCGCAUACAAGCUUGUUCAGUUCGUACGCGUGACGCAUGGAGAAAGCAGCUAUCUAACAUCCACCAGCGCAAAACCAUCAGCAUACCAUAGAUGCUGCACCACGAGCUCAAUUUUAAAUGGUUAAAAAAAUAUUGAUGAGUAAUAAAGAAAACAAUUCACAUAUACAUUAAAAUUAACUUUUUAUUGUCGAUCAAUCAAAUAAAUGCACUUUGUAUUCUGCUUUUAUAUGGGUUAUUGUAUUUUAAUUACUAUAGCUCUGAAAACACGAUACAUUGGAAAAUAUUUUGGGAAUGAUUACAGCAACUGAUCUACUCAAGGCAAACCGGUACACGAUCAUUGGCGUAGCGUCGUCGUACUGAAGAGUGUACGACAUGUAGUGCUACGCAUCGUUUUGCCAAAUUACGGGGUAAUAAUUAUUCUACAUAGUCUUGAGAACGGCUGUAGUACAUUCACAUUCAGUGGAUCAGUGAUGGUCGCCGAAAAGGAGGCUCCGAAAAGUGAUAAUGAGAAGCACUAUCUGCACAAUUUGUUGACCGACGGAGUGACAACACCGGUCGAUAGCGAUGUUGAUGCGUACGAGCUGGAGCUACCACCGUGGUACGACGAUGCCAAAUUUAAGAAAGCACAGAGAUAUUUCAAGCGCAAUUUCUUUGCAAUGUUCGUUGCGAAAAUGUGCGGUUUACUGGUUAUCUUGGCGAUCCCUAGCAUUCUGGAUGUCCUAGUCUAUACCAAACAGUCAUCUACGGCUGUAACCGCGUAUCGUCGCUAUGUCGCGACCAUUAUGCACGUGCUCAACUGGUACUACGAGGAUCUGGUGCCGGAUUCGCCCUCCUGGAAAUCCAUUGCCUACGUUCGAAGAGCACAUAUAUCAACCAGCAAAAGAAGUAAUUCCAAACUGGCAGGCAGGAUCAUCUCCCAGAAGGAUAUGGCCGUGACUCAGUUCGGUUUCGUGGGAUACAUUGUGUUGGGUUACAAGAAAUUAGGAAUCGCGUACCGAACGGAGGAUAUGGAAGCGAUUGUUCAUUUCUGGCGAGUCAUCGGUUAUAUGAUUGGUAUUCAAGACCGAUACAAUUUAUGCACGGAUCGUUUAAGCACAACCGAACAACGUAUGACGCAAAUUCAAGAACAGGUUCUUCGACCAGCUUUAGUUGCUCGAAAGGAGACUUUUGAGGAGAUGGGAAAUGCGUUGAUAGAUGGACUGUGGUGCUUCAAUCCCUUCUUAGACUAUGAUGCUUUUUUGUUUCUCACGUCACGCCUGACGGACGUCCCUGGAUAUCACUAUUGGAAGGAAGAGCAUCCGUCGCCUGGCUGUGAAACUAUAUAUACAAAGUUCACCAGAUACAGCCGCUUUGUAUUGUACUUUUUGUUGCUUGUUCAUGAAACACUACUCAAUUUUAUUGCGUUUAGGUGGUACUUCAAUAGUCAGAUGGUACUUUCAAGAUUUCUUAUAACUUAUUUUCCAUUUUUGGCAAUCUUCAAAUUCGGCGUGCGAGAUGCCUAUGUUAGAAUAUUAAAAUAA
Molecule: messenger RNA, 5976 nt
Organism: Topomyia yanbarensis
Lineage: Eukaryota; Metazoa; Arthropoda; Insecta; Diptera; Culicidae
Exons: 5
Coding region: 4927-5976 (349 amino acids)
Molecular function (GO): oxidoreductase activity
Source: RefSeq, a predicted model, not a curated record